Condylura cristata (star-nosed mole) is the source of this 2705-nucleotide messenger RNA. RefSeq names its product TTK protein kinase (gene TTK). The transcript is spliced from 21 exons. The record is from RefSeq and is a predicted model, not a curated record. Gene Ontology annotation, molecular function: protein binding; protein serine/threonine kinase activity; ATP binding. NCBI's taxonomy places the organism in Eukaryota, Metazoa, Chordata, Mammalia, Eulipotyphla, Talpidae. The coding region runs from base 1 to 2565 and encodes 854 amino acids. Gene Ontology annotation, biological process: protein localization to kinetochore; peptidyl-serine phosphorylation; meiotic spindle assembly checkpoint signaling. Gene Ontology annotation, cellular component: spindle; kinetochore; nucleus.
AUGGAGGCUGAGGAUUUAGGAAAUAGAGAAUUGACAAUUGAUUCCAUAAUGAACAAAGUGAGAGAUAUUAAAAAUAAAUUUAAAAAUGAAGAUCUUACUGAUGAACUAAGCUUGAAUAAAGUCUCUGCUGAUACCACAGAUAACUCUGGAACUGUUAACCAAAUUAUGAUGAUGGCAAACAACCCGGAGGACUGGUUAAAUUUGUUGCUCAAACUAGAGAAAAACAGUGUUCCCAUGAAUGAUGCCCUUUUAAAUAAAUUGAUCGGUCGUUACAGUCAAGCAAUUGAAGCACUUCCUCCAGAUAAAUAUGGCCAAAAUGAGAGUUUUGCUCGAAUUCAAGUGAGAUUUGCUGAAUUAAAAGCUAUUCAAGAACCAGAUGAUGCACGUGACUACUUUCAGAUGGCCAGGGCAAACUGCAAGAAAUUUGCUUUAGUGCAUGUAUCUUUUGCACAGUUUGAGCUAUCACAAGGUAAUUUCAAAAAAAGUAAACAGCUUCUUCAUAAAGCUAUAGAAUGUGGGUCAGUGCCACGAGAAAUGCUGGAAAUUGCCAUUCGGAAUUUAAACCUUCAGAAAAAGCAGCUGCUUUCAGAGGAGGAAAAAAGUUUACCCGCAUUUACAGUAUUAAGUGGCCAAGAAUCACUCCCUAAUUCACUUGGACACUUACAAAAUAGGAACAUCAAUUGUGAUUUUAAAUCACAGACUACAAAAACCAGGUGUUUAUACGGAGAGAAUGUGCCUCCUCAAGAUUCAGAGAUAGUUCAUCGAAAUCCCUUAAAACAAACAAACAAGCGGUCAUGUCCAUUUGGAAGAGUUCCAGUUAACCUUCUAAGUAGCCCAGAUUAUCAUGGGAAGACAGAUGGUUCAGCUGUACCAACUUUUACAAAAAGACAGACCUCUGGAUCAGAAUGCCGAGACAGAAUUGUGCCUGGAUGUAAAUCAACUGUAAAUGAUUCCAGUGAAUUGAGAAAUUUAAAGACUGUUAAAAAUAUCCAUUCCAAGGAACCCAUAAUGUCAGGUGAGAAGAGUUCUGAAAUAAUUACUGAUUCAGUAACCCUGAAGAAUAGAAUGGAAUCAAGCCUUAUAACAAAAUUAGAAGAAACUAAAGAACAUGAAGAACCAAAGGUUCUAGAAAGUACUCAGAAGCAUUGGCAGCCUAAGAAAAAUUCAGAAUGUAUAAACCAGAACCCUGCUGCAUCUUUAAAUCAGUGGCAGAUUCCAGAGAUAAUCCGAAAACUUGAUUCAGAGCAAAAACAAACCACUUUUGAGCAACCUGCCUUUUCAAUGUCAAAGCAGUCACCACCAAUAUCAGCACCUAAAUGGAUUGACCCAAAAUCUAUUUGUAAGACUCCCAGCAGCAAUACCUUGGAUGAUUAUAUGAGUUGUUUUAGAACUCCUGUUGUAAAGAAUGAGUUUCCACCUGUUUGUCAGUUGUCUACACCUUAUAGCCAACUCGCGUGUUUCCAGCAGCAGCAGCAGCAGCAAAUACUCACCACUCCACUUCAAAAUUUACAGAUUUCAGCAUCUUCAACAAAUGAAUGCAUUUCAGUUAAAGGAAGAGUUUAUUCCAUUCUAAAACAGAUAGGAAGUGGAGGUUCAAGUAAGGUGUAUCAGGUGUUGAAUGAAAAGAAACAGAUACAUGCUAUAAAGUAUGUGAACUUAGAAGAAGCAGAUAAUCAAACAAUUGACAGUUAUCGAAAUGAAAUUGCUUAUUUGAAUAAACUACAACAACAUAGUGAUAAGAUCAUCCGACUUUAUGAUUAUGAAAUCACAGACCAGUACAUCUGCAUGGUAAUGGAGUGUGGAAAUAUUGAUCUUAAUAGUUGGCUUAAAAAGAAAAAAUCCAUCAAUCCAUGGGAGCGUAAGAGUUACUGGAAAAACAUGUUGGAGGCAGUUUACACAAUUCAUCAGCAUGGCAUUGUUCACAGUGACCUGAAGCCUGCCAACUUUCUGAUAGUUGAUGGAAUGCUAAAGCUAAUUGAUUUUGGGAUUGCUAACCAAAUGCAACCAGAUACAACCAGUAUUGUUAAAGACUCCCAGGUUGGCACAAUUAAUUAUAUGCCGCCAGAAGCAAUCAAAGAUAUGUCUUCCUCAAGAGAAAAUGGAAAAUCCAAAUCAAAGAUCAGCCCUAAAAGUGAUGUCUGGUCUUUAGGAUGCAUUUUGUACUAUAUGACUUAUGGGAAAACACCAUUCCAGCAUAUAGUUAACCAGAUUUCUAAAUUACAUGCCAUAAUUGACCCUAAUCAUGAAAUCGAAUUUCCUGAUAUUCCAGAGAAAGAUCUUCAAGAUGUGUUAAAGUGUUGCUUAAUAAGGGACCCUAAACAGCGGAUAUCCAUUCCUGAGCUUCUGGCACAUCCAUAUGUUCAAAUUCAAACUCAUCCAGGUAACCAAAUGGCUAAGGGAACCACUGAAGAAAUGAAACAGGUUUUGGGCCAACUUGUUGGUCUGAAUUCUCCUAACUCCAUUUUGAAAGCUGCUAAAACUUUAUAUGAACAAUAUAGUGUUGGUGAAAGUCAUGAUUCUACCUCAUUAUCCAAGACUUUUGAAAAAAAAUGGGGAAAAAAAUGAGUUGCAUCAUCUUAUAAACUGUCAGAUAUCGCCUGUAAAGUAUAUUGGACUGUUAUACUCUUGGUUUCUUAUGGAAAUCUACUCUUGAUGGACAACUUCAUUCUGAAAUAUUCAGUGGAUUAUCUUCAAAAGAAAACUGU